CGAGUUCAACUUGACAGUUUUUACAGUCUUCUAGCUCUCAAGCGCCCAACAGGUGCAGCAGCAGCUGUGUAUUGUGAUCGACGUCGAAAACGUCCUUGGAGAGCAAAGACUGCAGAAACUGUCAAUAUUCACUUGGAGGAAUGGCGAUUCGGGGAGCCAGGAAAGAAUUUCUAAAAUUCCUUCUCUGCCUAGGAUCACUUCAGAUACUCAUAGGAUCACUGAACGUAUACGUAAAAUGUGAGGUCCCCCGUGAUCUCGUGCGAAUGCUCCAGGAGCAAGCAAGUGACUCCUUGAAUGACAGUUCUGCAUUGCUCGAUUUCAAAAGCGGGAUUCUGGAAGAUCCUUUGGGGGCCCUUCAAAACUGGAACGACACUUCUACUUUCUGUUCGUGGUCGGGAGUCCAGUGCGAUGGUUUGCAGCAGCACGUCGUGUCUCUUAACCUGUCCUCUUUUGAGCUCAAGGGGCUCAUCUCCGAAUCAAUAGGAAGCUUAUACUCUCUCACUACUCUCGACCUCAGUCACAACUCACUCUUCGGAGCCAUUCCUUCAACAAUCGGAACUCUGAAGAACCUCACCAUUCUAUAUCUGACGGGCAACAUAGAGCUCACAGGUUCCAUUCCGGAUAGUAUCGGCGGCUGCACCCAACUCAAAGAUUUUCAGAUUGGCUUAACCAAUAUCUCUGGAGCCAUUCCUUCAACUCUCGGGAACUGUCAGCAGCUCGAGACAUUGCGGGUAUUUUCCAAUGUUGCUCUAGAUGGUCCAAUCCCGAGCAACUUGAGUCUUCUCCAAAGCUUGAAGGUGCUGGACCUGAGCAACAACACCUUGACUGGAGCCUUACCUGCUGAUCUGGGACGUCUACAGCAACUGCAGGUGCUUGACCUCGGGAAUAAUCAACUGAGCGGCGAGAUUCCCUCGCAGCUGUCACAGCUGAGUUCGUUGCUAGAUCUAUCACUUGAUUUCAAUCAGCUCACCGGACCAAUACCUGAGCAACUAGGCCUGCUUUCCAACCUGAGAGUGCUGAACCUGACUCAAAAUUCGCUCAACGGAUCGAUACCUGAACAACUGCAGCUGCUUACCAACAUCAGAGUUCUGAACUUGACAAAAAAUUCGCUCGGCGGGAAUCUGUCCUCGGAGAUGUGGAGAAAUUUGGUCCAUCUCGAGGAGCUACACCUCGACAGCAACAACUUCCAAGGCCAGAUUCCAACCGCUCUGGGUGACUUGGGUUCUUUGAAAAAAUUGAAGCUGAGACAAAACGCUUUUAGCGGCGAGAUUCCUCCGAGCCUCGGUGCACUUGGGAAUCUAACCGACCUGGAUUUGUCCACGAACACACUCACCGGCACGAUACCGACUACUUUUGCAAAUUUGUCUGCGCUUAGGAUGAUCUACAUCAGAGAUACCCAGCUGUCGGGCCCCAUCCCAUGGGGCACCCUGAGUCAAAUUCCUCACCUGGAGGAGAUUAUGUUCACUGGAAACCAAUUCAACGGGACCUUGCCUCUCACAUUUGCCAAUUUUUCUGCUGUCCAGAAGAUGGAGAUCGGGUUCAACCAGCUGACUGGCUCUAUUCCUGACGGAAUCUGCGACAGCUUCCCGAAUAUCAGGGAGGUCUCUUUCCAGUACAACCACCUCAUGGGCCCCAUACCACCCUCGAUUAAAAACUGCACAAAGCUGGAGGACAUCGUCUUUUCUCACAACAACAUUAGCGGCCCGCUUCCGAGUACACUAGGGGAAUGCGCCUCACUUCAAUGGCUUGAAGGUUGGGGCAAUGUUCUCACGGGGCCUCUGCCUCCAGAGUAUGGAUCACUCAAGAAUCUGACGGCUAUCAACUUCGACAACAACAAGCUCUCAGGACCGAUUCCUCAAGAGUUUGAGAAUCUUCUCCAGCUGUUUCACCUCUCCCUGGCCACCAACAACAUCAGUGGUCCAGUUCCUGCAUUUCUGGGUAGUCUUCCGCGUCUCUUGUUUCUGAAUCUUGGUACCAACUCCUUGACUGGAACCAUCCCGCCAGGGCUCUUCAACUCAUCUUCGGUGCUUCUACAGAUACAUCUUGACUCGAACCGGCUGGAGGGAGAAAUUCCUGAGCAGAUAGGGAGAGCAGGAAGUCUUCAACAACUGAAGUUUCACAACAACAGGUUCAAUGGGAGCAUCCCCUCGACCCUGGGAGAUCUGACAAACCUCACCACUUUGUUUCUGCGGAAAAACUCGCUCUCAGGUGCCAUUCCCGAGAGUCUUGGGCUUCUUGUGAAGCUCACCGGCCUCGACAUCGGUGAUAAUCACUUCACGAACGAGUUUCCGAGCUUUCUCAGGAAUUUAACCAACCUGCAGUCCCUCUGGCUCUCCAACAACUCUCUCACUGGAGGAAUUCCGGAGUGGAUCGGUGAGCUGGGCAAUUUGGAGUACCUUAGUUUGGGGGACAAUAACCUGGAAGGCCCUAUACCCGCGCAGCUGGGGGAUAUUACCAAUCUGACAUACUUGUCCAUCAACAACAACAAGCUUACUGGUCCAAUUCCAGACUCGUUCAGUCAGCUGACAGAAUUAGUACUCCUGAACCUGGCCGCGAAUUCUCUGAGUGGUGAACUGACGAUAGAUUUCAGCGGAUACAAUCCCUCCAAAAACAUCUCCGUCUUCUUGAGCGACAACAAUCUAACAGGUCCGUUCCCGAAGUCACUCCAAAAUGCGUCCCUCGAGAUCCUAGAUCUGAGCAACAACCACUUCCAGGGAUCUCUCCCGGACCUGCCCGGCUGGGCACCCACACCUCUGAAAGUAUUCCUCCUCAGAUCUAACAGUUUCACCGGAGAGAUUCCAUCGUGGGUGUGGCAUCUCGAGUACUUGCAGCUCAUAGAUUUCUCAGCAAACGACUUCGAGGGCAGGCUUCCUGCAGAGAUGAACAACCUGAAGAAAUUGAAGGUCGUUUCGAACAGUGUCGAGGAGUCUGACAACAGAUUCGAGCCAACCGAAGGCUUCGAUGCCCGCCAGUUCACUCACUACGAGUACGGGCUGCACCUCAAGGGCAGCUUCCAAGUGCGCACCUCCGUGUCCGCCUCGUUCACGAGCCUGGACCUGUCGCAGAACGCCUUCGCCGGCGACAUCCCGCCGCAAAUGUACGAGCUGCGCGGGCUGCGCUACCUGAAUCUCUCCCGCAACGCCUUCACCGGCGACAUCUCGCCGGCCAUCGCGAAUCUCGACGCCCUGGAGCACCUGGACUUCUCACACAACCGCCUCGCCGGUCCGAUUCCCGCCGGCUUGCCGAGCGUCGGCGUGCUCGACCUCUCGUACAACAACUUGUCCGGCGCCAUGCCCGGCGAGAUGUCCCGGUUCUUCCCCGCGUCGUUCGCCGGCAACCCCGAGCUCUGCGGACUGCCCUUGGCCGCCUGUUCCGACAGCGUGCCCACCUCGCCGGUAUCCUCGGCCUUGCCGGGAUUGGAGAGCAGCCUCGCCGACGAUCUGCUUUCUCUCGACGCCGGCAUGGCCUUCGUCGUCGGCUCUGCCAUCGGCUUCAUCGGCGUUUUCGUUCUGAUCGUCACGAGUCCGCGACUCCGCUUCCUCGUCUGCUUUCGACCCUCGAUCCCCGAUUCCUCCGCGUGCUCUCUCGAUCCCAAAUAGACCCUCUCAUCGGCAGCCCGUGCAGUUCCAGCUCGAGUUCCCACCAUGUACAGAAAAUCUGAAUCGUUUUUCCGCCAAGAAAUCAGAAGAUUUGCGAGUAGAAUCAGAGCAGUUUAACGACAACGGGAUAGGACAGUCCAGUAAAUAUUGAUUCGGGUUGCGACCAUGGACUAAGGUACUCCCUAAAUUUCAGGGGUGAGUUAUAAAAUUCGUGUAGAAAUUAGUGCAUUCAGAUAGGAUUUAUAUUUCUUGUAGACAUUGUUCAAUACUUAUGGCGGGAUCACCACAUGUAAACAACAUACUUCACGGGAAUGUAAUAUAUCCCAUGGCCUCAGUAGUUUUCGUUUCUAAACUAUCACGGGCUAAUUUUUUGAACAGAG
Marchantia polymorpha subsp. ruderalis is the source of this 3979-nucleotide messenger RNA. Lineage: Eukaryota; Viridiplantae; Streptophyta; Marchantiopsida; Marchantiales; Marchantiaceae. The record is from the annotation of a GenBank genome assembly.